AUGGGUGUAUCAAGGGGACUUCUCUACCUUCACCAGGACUCGAGAUUAAGAAUCAUUCAUAGGGAUCUCAAAGCCAGCAACAUUUUACUAGAUGAUGAACUAAGUCCCAGGAUUUCUGACUUUGGGACAGCCAGAAGUUUUGGGAGAGAUGAAAUUGAAGCCACAACAAAGCGAGCUUGGUUGCUGUGGAAUGAUCAUAGAGCCCUGGAAUUAGUGGAUUCAUGUUUGGAAAAUUCAUACAUUGAAUCUCAAGUACUAAGAUGUAUUCAAGUGGGUCUAUUGUGUGUUCAGAAAUUGCCAAAAGACAGACCAACCAUGUCAUCAGUAGUUUUCAUGCUGGGUAAUGAGGGGGUGGCAUUGCCUGAACCCAAACAGCCUGGUUUCUUUGUCGAAAGAAGUUCCAUGGAUGCAGAGACAUCAAGAGGUGAGAGAACUCAUACUGGAAAUUCCUUGACAAUAAUAGUAAUGGAAGCUAGAUAG
Molecule: messenger RNA, 480 nt
Organism: Cornus florida
Lineage: Eukaryota; Viridiplantae; Streptophyta; Magnoliopsida; Cornales; Cornaceae
Product: receptor-like serine/threonine-protein kinase SD1-6
Exons: 2
Coding region: 1-480 (159 amino acids)
Biological process (GO): protein phosphorylation
Molecular function (GO): protein serine/threonine kinase activity; ATP binding
Source: RefSeq, a predicted model, not a curated record